Orbicella faveolata is the source of this 2050-nucleotide messenger RNA. RefSeq names its product protein LZIC-like. Gene Ontology annotation, molecular function: beta-catenin binding. The record is from RefSeq and is a predicted model, not a curated record. Lineage: Eukaryota; Metazoa; Cnidaria; Anthozoa; Scleractinia; Merulinidae.
GGUCUCUUAACAUCUGAAAAAAAGCCUCGCGCACAUACCUUGGAAGACUGGGUAUUAGUGAGUCCCAUCGAUGCUGGGAGAGUGGCAAAGUUGUUGGGUCAGGAAUAUGACAUCAAGAGGGCAAAGUGAGACACAAAAGUUGAAGCAGAACCUAGGUGAACAGCUUGAUCGCCUUGUAGCCCAGCUGUCAGAUUUAGAAGAAUGCAAGGAAGAUUUAGAUGAGGAUGAAUAUGAAGAAACAAAGAAAGAAACACUGGAACAACUGAAAGAAUUCAAGGACGCAUUGGACAAAUUUGCUGCUGGAAAUGUGACCCUAGUUGACGAAAUAAGUAGCAUGCAGUUGGCAAUCCAGGCAGCUAUAAGUGAAGCUUUUAAGACACCAGAAGUCAUUCGUCUGUUCGCAAAGAAACAACCAGGCCAGCUGAGACAGAGACUCGCAGAGAUGCAAAGAGAUCUUAAAACUGGUCAUCUGAGUCAAGCAGCUUACACACAACAAGCAGUGGAGAUUUUAACAGCCUUAAAGAAGCUUGGAGAGCAGCUAACACCUCAAGAAGCUGAAUUUCUGGCUGUGAAUACCAAUGCAGCUUUAAGUUCCUUUGAAAAAGUUUCAGAAAACAUGGGAAGUGGUGAUAAACUCCUUAAAGUGGCUGGUUCCCAAGUCGAGGAUGCUCAGAAGUAAACUGUUGACUCUUGAUACUAAAUGGAUUCAUGAUGCAAAUGAUACUGUUAUUACAAAUCUGCGUUGAUGUCAUGACACUCUGUAUGAACAUUGUUAGUUUCUCUUACAGCAGACUCAACUUGUUGGUAGACAAAAAUGACUACACCAAGCAGAAUUGUGUGUACGAAGAAAAUUACUUAUUAAAAAAUUCAUCAUCAUCAGUCUUCAUCGUGCCAUCAGACGCAUAAGACCUUUUAAAAAAAAUAGUUCAGUGCUUACUACAAGAAACUUAAUAAUAAUAAUAAUAGACUUGUAUAGCGCUAGAACUAGACAAACAUACUCAAAAGCGCUUUACAUUAAGUUAAAAUAAAUGAAUAAAUGGAAAUCACUAAACUUUAAAACUAUUACAACAACUAUGCUAAACUUUAAAACUAUUUCCACAAGUCAAAAGCUUUCUUAAAAAGAAAUGUUUUCAGUUGCUUUUUGAAAAUGGUGAGGCUGCUACUUGUUCUUAUAGUUAAUGGCAGCGAGUUCCAUAAGACAGGUGCAGCAUGAGCAAAGGCCCGAUCCCCAAGUGUAGAGCAGUUGACUUACAGGUAGGAUAUAUAUACCUGGAACCCAGAUGGAAGGUCCUGCAUGCAGAGAGUGAGGAAAAAUACAGCAAUUUAUCAACAAGCGAAUAAUGGCUUGAUUUGCCACCAAUCCAUAUAACUUACAUUAAAAAUAUGUGCAAUUAGGAGUAUAAGUGAAAUGACAUUUUGUUCUUGGGGCUGAAUACCCUGGGUCCCAGAGGGUUCUUUUGGAGGGCAGCAAAGCCACUUCCUGUGAGUGACAAAGCAGCAGUAUCACGCUUUAGCAAUUCACUGCUCCUUGUGUGAAAGAAAAAUAAAACCCGUGGCACUCGGGGUUAGGUCUGAAAGGAUUGAAAUGCUGUUUUAGGCAAGCCGUAAAAUAUUAUUAUGCACCAGUUCACGUAGCUGAAACAAAUUCUCAGUCCAUUAGCUACAGUAGGCUUAGGAGGCUCAGGGUGCAACAUUUAAAUGUUUUUGAAGCUUUGGGGUACCUAUAGACAGGUUUUUUGUGACCUGAAUAAUCACACCUUGCCAUGAUCAAGUUUUAUAGAUUAUUGUUUAGAAAUUUUCAUGUUUCAGCUAACUUCAUCCAUUGAAUGACGUGUAACCUUAAAUAACAAACUCAGAAAAUCAUGGGAAAGAGCUUUUAUCUAUAAUGGCCUGUUUGAGCUCAACUUAUUGUAAUCACCAGUAGUCAACAAGUUAAAGUUUUACCUGCAUCUUACUUUUCAUCAACUGUUGGCUUAUUACUAAGUGAUGUAGAGAGGUAUGUUUUGUAAGUGAGCUUCUAUUUAAGUAGAAAAUACAUGAAAUUUGUGAA